Molecule: messenger RNA, 2211 nt
Organism: Diatraea saccharalis (sugarcane borer)
Lineage: Eukaryota; Metazoa; Arthropoda; Insecta; Lepidoptera; Crambidae
Source: the annotation of a GenBank genome assembly
AUGGAAUACUACUAUAGUAUAAGCAGAUAUGUCUCCCCUGAGGAAAGAGACCAAAUUGCUACGCUAUUGAAUUUGUCCCCCACAAACGUCAAGGUCUGGUUCCAAAACAGAAGGAUGAAAGAGAGAAAGUCCAAAAGUGAGCAAGCAAGCAAGCAAGCGAGUAUUAGAAAAGAGACUUGUACGAGCAGUGAGAAUAGUAUCAGCAAUGAAGUCUGUAAUAGCUCUGAGUUGUCGCCUGCAUCUGGUUAUAGCACAUCUACUACAGAAGAGUCGCUACAAUUAACCAACUUUACUUCUGAAUGGCCAAGAAUUGUCAAUAGUCAAAAUCAAGUUCAAAGUAGUGUAAACCGGAUUCAACCUCCUCUAGUUGCACCGCAAAACAACUUUUAUGGAACUAUAGAACCGCAAACCGAUACCGUACAACAUUUAACAAAUAAUGAAAGAUUUGAAGAAGACUUAAAUACGCAUUUGAGCUUAAAUUAUCCUACACCAGAAUAUCAUUAUGAUUCAAAUCCCCCUAUUAUGAGUAACUAUGUAAGCAGUACGAAUGACAUCGAUUGGAAUGACAACGAUUUUGAAUACCUACAAUGAAUUUAAGUUGUAAUUUUAUUUAUAUAUUUUUUUUAUUUUUAAUACAAUUGUAUGAAUCGAUUACGUUAAAUUAUAUUUAUAUAAAUUUAUUACUGUCAAAUAGCAUGAAAACAUUGCUAUGUAGCUAACGUUUAUUUAUUGACUACAUAUUUUAUUUUUAUACACGAGUUAUAUAAAGAUGAUUAAGUUAUUAAUAUAUUUUUAAGUAUUAACGAACAUACUACGAAGUAGAAAAAAAACUGAGCAGGUAAAGUAUAGUAUGCCAAAUUUAGUUCAUAAAACAGUAUUUUUACAAUAAGUUAUUGAAUAAAAAGUUGUUUUAAAUGUUGUAUCCCAUCCUUGUGUUAUAUUAAGAUAUUUUAUGUUUUAAAAUAAAAUAAUAUCAAAUUUAAGAUGUAUUCUAUGAAGUAGAAAAUAAAAAUAAGUAGGUUGUAUGUAAUAUACUUAAUAUUGUUUUUAAAAAGAUAAUUUAUUUUAAGUUAUUGAAAAUAAAUUAAGUUUUUAGUUAAGAAAUAAAUUAAGUAGUAUUAAGUUUUUGUACCCAUUCCAUUCCAGUGUUAUGUAAAUAUAUGCGAUUUAUUUUAACAGCAAGUUCGAGUUAUAUUCUACGAAGUAGGAAAUACUUGUCAAACAAACAGGUAAUGUAUAAAAUACUGAAUAUUGUUUGGUUAGAAAAAUAAGUGAAUAUAUUUAAAAUAACAAUGUAGUUUGUUACGAUCUGACAUGUUUUUAAUAAAAUAAAUAAUAUGAAAGUCUCCUAAAGUGUAAAGUGACUUUCAAUUUAAAAAUAUUAUUUAAUACUCCAUUUUUUAAUUGAAAAAACUUUAGGGGGUUUUCAUCUUUCCUUAAUAUUUUUUUUCAUUCAUUAAAUCUUACUUUUAAUCCAAUAUUAUGCACAACAUUGUCUGUAUUUAAUUUAUCUUUUAAUAAUGGCCAAGUUUAUAAUGGCAUAUUUAUAAUGGUCAAUGGCAUCCGCAUGUGAGACGUGAAUGAAUUUUAUAGCUUAUUGCUCCAUAAGUGGUGUAUCCAAGUGUGAUAUAAAAUGAGCUUCUAAAGAUUGCCCGCGCUCCUCAUGUGAACCACGUCGGUCAAUAUAAAUGAGCCAUGUGAUUAAUAUAAUAAUAAAUUGUAAUGAAACCAGUGAUAUUUACAUAAAAUAAAACAUUUUUAAUAAACACUUCAUACAUACUAUUCAUACUUUGACUUUGGUGGCGCGGUAGUGUUCUAGAUGUCUCUCUGAAGUCCGGGUUCGAAUCCCAAUCGGCUAAAUAUAUAACAUUUUUCAUAAGUAUACCGGGAAUUUUCCUGUAUUGUUUCAGGUCUGGGUGUUGUGGUACCUUUGUUGUUUCAGAUUUCCAUAAUCCAAGCACUUUAACUAGUAAUUUUCGGUACUUAUCUAUGCAUGUGAAUAUCGAAUAUAUAAUAGAAUAGAUUUAUCAAUACAAUAUGAGAAAUAUAUUCAUUAAAAUAUUCAAAAAUACAUAUGCUUUUAUAAAAUAGCACAUAACAACUGAGAAUCAGCAAAAUCGGUCCAACAUUCGAAGUUAAAGCUCCUCAUAGGCCUCACUCUUGCUUGAACUCAAUCAGUCAUUAUAUUUUACAGAGAAAAGAUUAGAUUUU